Messenger RNA from Staurois parvus, 310 nucleotides. NCBI's taxonomy places the organism in Eukaryota, Metazoa, Chordata, Amphibia, Anura, Ranidae. The record is from the annotation of a GenBank genome assembly.
GCAUCUUCAGUGUGGGCACCCGGCUGUGACUGCUUGCGGCUUCACAGCCGGGUACCCACUGCGCAUGCAUGAGUAGCACUGCACUUCAUGAAUGAUCCUGCAGUCUUCUGGGACCUGUCGCAUGUCCCAAAACACUACAGGGAGGGAGGACAGCUACCGCUUCCAAUCACCUAGGCCAGGGGCGAUCGGACUGGAAGUGGGUACCUAUCAAAGUCAGGUACCCACUCACCCCCCAAAAGGUGCCAAUUCUUACUGGGGAACGGGGAAGCAGUCCUUAAAGUGAAACUUCCCCUUUUGGGUGGAGCCCCGC